Lepisosteus oculatus (spotted gar) is the source of this 6963-nucleotide messenger RNA. The record is from RefSeq and is a predicted model, not a curated record. NCBI's taxonomy places the organism in Eukaryota, Metazoa, Chordata, Actinopteri, Semionotiformes, Lepisosteidae.
AAGUUAAUAUCUAGGUUAAAAAACAAUAUGAUGUCAUUAUGGACUGGCAAGUGCUUAGACAUGCAAAGCAAACAUCAGGAAUCCCUUAUUUCACCAGUUUACAGUUUUAAUUUCAUCCUCUGGUCAAAAUUUCAGAUUAAGCCUUGGUUUGGUUCUGAAGCAUAUCGCUAAGGCUCUCAAUCAUGAUGUAAAGUACUCAACAUUUUCUGACAAUUUUAUAUUUUUUAUCUAUUGGCUGAUAAAACUGUACUGCCUAAAAUGUUUUACUGCUCCAGUGAACGUUAGUAAUUACUGGACAUGGUUUGAAGGAGAUCAUUUUAGCCCCUGAAUCAAGAUUUGAAUGCGGGUUGUUGCCUCUGUUGACAUUUCAGGGGCUUGAAGGACACUAAAGCAAUCAAUAUUGAUUGAAUGCAGUCAAGGGGUGUUAAUUAUUGGGGCAGUGAAUGCUGCAAAUUGACAAUGUGGUUCUUUUAAGUGGCAGGCUGUGUACAACUUGGAAAUGUUCCACUAUGGAGGUGCUUAACCAUAAGGUAUCUCCAUAGAUAUCCGUGUUCAAGAGCGCAGGAUGCAUUUUUUUUCCCACCAGACAAAAGAUUGCCUUGGAAAAAGCCCGAAACAGUGUGGGUCACUGUUUUGUUUUACAGGCAGGGUUUUGUUUUACAGGAGUGGUUGUUGAACUGUUGGGUUGAGUAUAGCAUUGUUUACACAACACAGCUCUUUAAAGUUUCUCCUCCUCAGCAAGGACAUGUUUCCUUAUAACACUUCUGUAAUGGACACUGAGAAAAUAUAUGCUGCACUGUUCUUCAUUUUUUAAAAUCUGUUUCUUUGUAGAGUAGAAAGUAAACCUAAUCAAAUUGUUUGCUUCUUCUCUACAGAUCAGUCCAACCAAUUAGUAUCAGCGCUGGUGCAACACAGACAUUCUAAACUAAAGAUUCCUAUUAUGAUAAUCCUGUUCCAUUGUUGUAUGUUCUUAGAUGAUGGUUUGUUUACUGAAAAUAAAUACUAAUAUAAGCCUGUAUUCAUGUGUGACAUUAUCUCCCAAUCAAGGUACAAUCUUAAGUUGAAAAGCACAAGCUUUGCUCAAGGACAUGCACAAAGCCUUCUACUUUUAUCCUUUUAUUGAUUUUCACUGUAACCGUUCACGUGGAGAUGUCGGCACAGCCCCUUACAAGACCAUGUGUAGUUACUUUAUCUGGAAUGUUUUAUGAUAAUUAAAAUGUACCUUAAGACAGGGCUUCACAAGUCUGCCUCUUAGGGGCAGAGAACAGCCAGCAUUGUAGAGUAAAAUGAUCUCAAAGCUAUAUUGGACCAGUUGUAGCCCACCUGCGCAGAUCUGAAACUGCUGAUGAAUUGAGAGAAGCUACAAACCUGCUGGCCUCUCGUGGAUCAAACUUGGGGAAAAGUCCUGCAUUUAAGGCCUGGGGAAAGUCGCAUGAAGUUCAGAGUGUGAGGCGAAGAACUUGGUUCCGUGCCCUGGACCGAACAGAAUGAGAGACUGUUUCUGUACAGUAAGCCUAGAUCAAGAAGAAGUCUUCCGUACGAAAGUAUUUGAAAAAAGUUUAAGCCCCUUCUAUGGAGAAGACUUUUACUUUGAAAUUCCACGACCUUUUCAGUAUUUAUCCUUCUAUGUGUAUGCGAAGGGUGUUUUCCAAAGGGAUUUAUCAGUAGGGAAAGUAGCAAUAAGAAAAGAUGAACUGAGCAAAUACCAUGGAAGAGAACACUGGUUUAGUUUACAGCCUGUCGACCCAAACUCUGAAGUUCAGGGGAAGGUUCAUCUGGAGAUGAAACUGAACGAGCUGAUCACUGAUAAUGGCUCGGUGUGUCAGCAGCUUGUGGUCCGAGUAAUUGAGUGCCAGGGAUUGCCUCUUAUUAGUGGGCAGUGCUGUGAUCCCUACGCAACUGUUUCUCUAAUUGGACCUGCAAGGUCAGACCAGAAGAAAACCAAGGUGAAGAAGAAAACUAGUAAUCCACAGUUUGAGGAAACAUUUUAUUUUGAGGUUACUAGAUCCAGCAGCUACACAAAAAAAUCACAGUUUCAGGUGGAGGAAGAAGACAUUGAGAAGUUGGAAAUUAAAGUUGAUCUGUGGAACAAUGGGAAUCUGGUACAAGAUGUUUUCCUGGGAGAGACGAGGGUUUCUGUGAAGAUUUUAAGAAACGAUUCUUCACACCGGGCUUGGUAUUUGUUACAGCCAAAGGACAAUGGCAACAAGACCUCAAAAGUAGAUGACCUUGGUUCUUUGAGAUUAAAUAUAACGUACACAGAAGACAAUGUCCUGCCUUCCAAGUACUACACUCCCCUGAGGGACCUGCUGCUCAAAUCACCAGAUGUUAAGCAUAUCUCUGCCUCUGCUGCUCACAUCCUGGGUGACAUCUGCCGAGAGAGAUACGAGGCCGUGUUGCCUGUUGUGCGGCUGCUGUUGCAUCACAACAGGCUUGUUCCCUUUGUCACUGCCAUAGCUGCGUUGGAGCUUGAGCAAACGCAGGAGGCCAAUACAAUUUUUCGAGGAAACUCCUUGGCGACUCGAUGCAUCGAUGACAUGAUGAAAAUUGUUGGGAAGCGCUACCUGACAGUCACCCUGAAGCCUGUUUUAGAUGAGAUUUGUGAAUCCAGUAAGUCGUGUGAAAUUGAUCCCAUAAAGCUCAAAGAAGGUGACAAUGUAGAAGUGAACAAGGAGAACCUGCACCUUUAUGUGCAGAAGGUGUUUAACUCUAUCAUCCAGUCCAGUAUGAGCUGUCCCACCGUCAUGUGCGAUGUGUUUAAUUCCUUACGGCAGCUGGCUACUAAGCGGUUUCCUGAUGACCCCCAUGUACAGUACUCGGCAGUCAGCAGCUUUGUGUUUCUGCGUUUCUUUGCGGUCGCUGUGUUAUCUCCGCACAGCUUCCAACUACGAGCUCAUCAUCCGGACGCAGAGACAUCACGGACGUUAACGCUUAUUUCGAAGACGAUCCAGACGUUGGGAAGCUGGGGCAGUUUAUCAAAAAACAAACUGUCUAGUUUUAAAGAAUCAUAUAUGUAUGAUUUCUUCAAAUCAUUCCAAGAGGAGAAAUAUAUAGAAGAAGUCAAAAAGUUUUUAGAUGAAAUUUCUUCAAAUGAAAGCAAAGAGUCCAGUAGUGUGGAGGAGUCAGUCAUUCUCAAAGAAGGGGAAGUUCACAAAAGAGCUCAGGGAAGAAAACGAAUUGGAAAAAAGAACUUCAAGAAGAGAUGGCUUCGUCUAACCACCAGAGAGCUCUCUUAUCACAAGCACAAAGGCAAAGACUCACUUUACGUCAUUCCAAUAAAGAACAUCUUGGCUGUGGAGAAACUUGAAGAGAGUGCCUUUAACAAGAAAAAUAUGUUCCAGGUCAUUCACACCGAGAAGCUUCUUUACGUCCAAGCAAACAACUGCGUGGAAGCCAACGAGUGGAUCGAAGUACUCAGCAGGGUUAGUCGUUGCAACUUGGGAAGGCUGAACUCGUACCAUCCCUCCGCUUAUAUCAGCGGAAACUGGCUGUGCUGCAAGGCCACAUCCGAGACUCAGCCUGGCUGCAAGCCGUGUACUGCGACCAUGCCAGCAAACAUCCAGCUGGACAUAGACUGCGAUCGAGAAACGGAGAGGAUCUUUUCAUUAUUUGUAUCAAACAGGUCAAAGCUACAGAAGAUGGAAGAUGCUUGUGCAAGUAUUGCAGUGUACCAGGGCCCCCAGAAAGAGCAAGACGAUUACUCCCACUUCACCAUCCAGGAUCCGAGGGAAACUUUCAACACCAUUAAGCAAAUCCAUGAAAUAACAGAGCAGCUCCAAGAACACCAUGAGACAUUCCAAAAGAAAAGAUCGACAAGUGCCAAAUAUGGCAGUGAGCAGAAUCCAAUUGUGGGAAAGACCUCGUAACUCAAGAAGAGAGCAAACUCUGUUUUGGAAGAAAACUGCACGUUGACAGUCUCUCAAUGCUCCAUUGAUGUAUUUAACACUGGAAAUGCACAGCAUGUGGAUAUGCACUGAAAAUGCUGCUUCUGAGAAGACCAACACACUCAUAGUGUUAAGGUUUCAGGUCUGGGAAAAGACUCUAAAUGAAAGAACAGACAGGUUUUCUAGCUGACUCUUAAAGAGCUGUUUAUUUCCUCCUUGAACAGCUUUUUUUAAAAGUUGUUUCUACUUUAGAGGAUGUUAGAGAUAAUAUUCUCUUACUUAAUCCUUUGCAGUUCCAAAACACAUGGCAUUAAUAGACACUUUUCUAAAACAUGGGAUGCAAAGGCAACUGUAAUGUUUGAGCAUCAGAUGUUUUCUUCUGUACUGAACUGUUCAAAACAAUGACUUCACAAGCAACUUGAGCUGUGCAAAUAAGCAACCUUCGAAAUGCUGCUAAGUAUUCCCAUUUUUAAAUGUUUUAAAAAUCUAAUUCUUUGACAAUAAUGAAGCCGCUUUAUAAUUUGUUUUAUCCUUUGAUUAACUAUAAUUAAAAGAGAAAUCCUUUUUAUAGUUUCCAUAAAGGGAAUAUUAGAGCUUUUCAACCAACAGCAUGUGUGGUAUUAGACUAUGUGCAUGCUUUUAGCAAGUACGAUAUUGAGCAAACCUAAUCUGCCUUAUUUUUGAUUUAAGGAUCUCUGUGUAUAUACAGGCUAACAUUAGUUUGCCUAUUCAGAAGCUGGCCUAUGCAAGCUACUUUAUUGUGAAAACCGUGCAGUAGGGAGCAAUGAAAUUUGGUACAUAUGCAGAUGGGAUCUUCCUGGGGACACAAUGGUGACAGAGAGCUGUAGCGCCCUCUUGUGUGUUGUUCAUGGCAAUUAAUUCUCCGUAGACACCUUUUUGUUGGGGCAUCCAAUUUGUGUCAUGGUGCAGUUUUCACAAUGGAUUUGUUUGAAUAGACCAGCUAACUUAAUAAGCACCAUAUAUGUAAAAAUAUGAUUGUGAUGUUCUAGUGAGGGAGAAAAUCAUGUUGAAGCACUUUAAAUAUAUUUGGAAAAUUCCAGAUUACUACUUUAGAUACGUGGUAUCAAUUUAUUACAUUUUGAUCAGUUAAAUGAUCACAAUCAUUUUGUAAAGUGUACAGUGGCAUUUAUAUUCUAUAGGUUUUUGUAGUUGUUUUCUAACACCAAAGAUGACAUUUUUUAACUAGUUAACUUGAAACAGGAUUUUAAUCUCUUUUAAAGACAUUUUGAAAAGGACAAAAAAGAUCUAACGGGUUGACAUCUCUGAAAUAUUUUAGGUGUAGGGUUGAUAACUCUUUGGCACCGUUUUUACAAAACAUUAUUUUCUUUCUGUUUGAUCUUACUACAUCAGUAUGAUCUUAUGUCGUAUCUUUAGCGAAUUCCUGUCCCAUGCAUUCAACCACUGCUCACAUUAAUAUCACCUCUUUGUGGUCGCCAUAAUUUGUGAAUUUAAAGAGCCUUUUACCGAAUAGAACUAAAACUAAUUGCUUAUUGGCAGUAUAUUUCAUUCUCAGUUGGUUCAUUCACUUUCCACUUGUUAACAAGUCUUGUUUGUUCUGUAAAACAGAACAAUAUGCUUUGCUAAAAAAAAAAAAUUACACUAACCUUUCUUCUUAAUUGGGUAGACCCAGGUUUAAAAAUUACUGAGAACAUUUAGAAUUAGAAUUUCUUUUCACGUUUAUACAAAGUUUACAACUUUGUCAGAGCUUAUUUUUAAUUGGUGAGUGAUGGAAAGGUGUACAGGGAAAAAAUAGGAAGUCAGCUGUGAAAUGUGUGUAUAUGUAGUAUUUAAAUGAUGUAUACCUACUGUAAAAGCUUGAAAUUGGUCAUAAAUUACCAUUACAUGGAAUUUGUAUUUAUCAACACAUAAAUGGCUAACUUGAUUACAUUCCUAAAUUAUCAGUGUAAUUUUUUAAUGUUUUGGUUAAACAUUUUGUGUGGUAUGCAUUAAUAUUAAAUUGAAAUGCAAUUGCAUGUUGCACUAGUGUUAUAUGGUGCAUUAGCUGGGCUGUUCUUGAGGGCUGAAGUGUCUGGUGUCUGGUGGUUUUCUGGGUCUCUUUAAACAGCAAUACCAACUUUGUAAAUGAGACCGGUUAAGCCAAUUAGUGUCUGGCCCUCUGAGACCAGGAUUAGACACUCCUGCUUCUGUUCUUUCAAUUAAUAUUUUGUAAUUACUGAAUUCAAGUUUGGCUGUAAGCUUACUCAAAGGAAACAUAUGAAUAUGGCAAUAAAUUGGAUUAAAGAAGUCCAAGGACUGUAAUUUUACAUUUUUGGCAUUCCCAUACUGAAAAUGGUUUUAAUAUUAGUUGAAAGAAUUAAUGCAUAAUGUGAAAUUAAAAUGCUCUUGAAUUAAUUUAAUGUUAAUGCCUUACAAGAAGUUACCAACUUUCUUUUGCUUUUACAAUUUGCAUUCUCUUGCCAUUCUAAUAAUGCUUUUCAAGGUACUACAAAUUUACAGAAAUCCAGAUUCCAUAAGGUAUCUGUUAAGGUACUCCCUCACUCACCUUCCAUUUGUUAGUAGUUUUGCUCACUUUUCUUUCAUCGAACAACCAUUUGAUGGGUAAAAGGGUAGCUGAAUCAUCUUGUGAAGAACACCCCUGUUUCUCUUUUUUUUUGUAGCACCUGUAAAAUUUUAAAAUAGGCAUUUUAGUCAUUGUCCUCUUAUUUUCAUUUAUUUAUGACUCUGCUUUCAAAUUUUUAGCUUAUACUAUACGUGUGCAUGCAAUUAUACACAUUUCUGUUAAUAGACACUUGGCGUAAAGAAGCUAACAGGAGUGAUGUUUGAGCUUUAUUUCUUCAAAGCAUGUUAAAUGUCUUGGAGAUGCCUGUUCAUUGCCAGUUGCUUAAAUCAGAAUUUUUCUCUUUCCCACUUGCAUAUUUUUUUGUAAAACACUGUGAUUUGUUAUCUUGCAAUACUGUGCUUGAAGGGUACCUUCCAUAAAUUCCGAGUGGUACUAAACAGUUUAGCAGCCUUAAUUAUAGCUGAUGCAAAUCUGUGGUACUGUACUUACACAAGAGUGCUACUGCCAUUCAGAAAUUAAACUGGCAACCUUGUGAGA